CCCCUACUUCAGGGCCAUGUUUACAAGUGACAUGGCGGAAAGUCGUCAGAAGACGGUUGUUUUACAGGGUUUGGAUGCAGGGAUGUUUGGGGAGAUCCUGAGUUACAUCUACUCGGGAACCCUCCAUGUGUCCCUGGACAAAGUGCAGCCCCUGUACCAGGCAGCCGACCUCCUCCAACUGGACUAUGUGAGAGACACCUGCAGCAGCUACAUGGCCAUGAACGUGGAGCGCUCCACCUGUGUGGACCUGUACAAGUUUGCUGAUGUCUACUCUGUGGACAUUGUCCAAAACCGUUGUCUGCAGUUGAUCCAUAGAAACUUUGUUGAGGUUGCCUCCAGCAGGGAGUUUUACAGCUUGAAUGUGAAUCAGCUGACUGAGAUAAUCAGCCACGAUGAGUUGGAUGUUAAAGCGGAGACAACAGUGUGGGAGGCUGUGGUGAGAUGGGUGCAGCACAGCAAGGAAGACAGACUGCACCUCUUACCAAGCAUCCUCCCUCACAUCCGCUUCAACCUGCUGACCUCAUAUGACAAGGCAGGCAUCUUGGAGCACCCCCUUGUCAAGGAGAAUGCAGGGAGUUCUGACGUCGUCAAGAAUGUGGUUCAGAAAGAGGGCAAAACUAAACUUAAUCCAAGACUUGGGAUGACCAUGGAAAUGGUUCUGCUAUACAGCUCGAUCCCGGGUUCCAAGGAGCUCAUCUUUAUGAACCCUCAGAAAGGGAAGUGCAUGAGCUGUACUUACAAGCCAGAAGACUUUCAUGAUUUCAGAGACAUGACAGUCACAAGUGAUAACAAUAUCUAUAUCCUGCAAACUGAGAUUUUAGAGGAUAACGAUCAGCUGACCCUGCGUAAGUACAAACAUGCAGAAAACAUGUGGGAACAGGCAGGUGUGUCCAUAAUACUAAGGGGACAUGAAGACGAGGAACACCUUGUUGAAGUUGAUGGGGUUCUGUAUUACAUUGCGUUUGAUCCUGAAGACGACAGACUGUUGCUGCAGAUUCGAAAGUACAACCCGCACACCAACCAGUGGCAGGAGUGUUCACAGCUACAACUUGACACUAUGAAUGACUUUGCUAGAACUAUAUACUACCAGAAUGCAAUAUUGUCCUGCGGUCCAAACCUGUAUUUCCUCAUAUCCGCAGAAAUGCACUGCUAUGACCCACGCGUGGACAGGUGGUACCGGCGAACUCCUCCGAGUAGGUUUCCUGAAUUCAUUACAGCUGUUACCAUGGGAACUGAGAUUUUCUGCACAGAUAUUGACUUCAGUGUGACUAUGCUGUACGAUACAGAGUCAGACUGCUGGCAGGAACUACAAGGAGGGCCUUAUCCAACUAACCUUGCUCUUCGUAGUGUUCCCAAAUUUUUCGUACUGGAGAAUCAGCUGCACAUACUUUUCACCUGUGGUAGUGACUCCCAGGGACAAGGAGGAUACAAAAACCUGGUAUAUGUGUAUGACAGGUCUGCUGAUGCCUGGAGAGACUUGAAGGCAACCGUGCCUAAUACAGAGUUUUCUACAAAUAGUUCUCAUUGGCCUAACGAUUCCAGCCUUGGAUGUUUCGGUAGUGAACGGUGUGCUGUAGAUCCUGGGAAGGAGAUGAACAACACUGGAAAUCCUUGGAAGGAGAUGGACCGCGCCGAUCACCCUGGGAAGGACAGUGACAGCAGGGUGACAAUGAGAACAACCAUGGGCCUGCAACAGGCAACGUGUGAAUUGAACUUUUUCCAUCCUGACAACACAUCAACCUCACAGGGAAGUACCCUAGGCCCAUGUCAUGUACCUCGGUCAUUUCUCCCAGCUCAGGGUGUUGGAAAACAGACAGGUGAGACGCACUACAUGUGUGAGGUAUGUGGAUCCAGGACGGCUAGAAAAUGUAGCUUAGCCCUACAUAAGAGAACCGAUUCGGAAGAAAUAUCUUUCGAGUCUGACCAGGAUGACUAUUCUGAGGCUCAAAAAGGCCAUUUGGACAAUCACCGGAUAGCAGAAACUAGUGUUGACAAACCCUCCAUGUGUGAGAAGUCAACCUACAGCCCACCUGAGGACCCCCCGCACAGCUCGUACCUUUGCCAGGGUCUUGUGUUCUCGGAUUACUGUGACGUAAUCUGUGACGUGGGGUACGUACCGGAAACGGACGACAUCCAGGGUUGCAGCUGGACCGGAAACUGGACCGCCUUUCGCAGAGAAAACGCGACAGAGAUGGAAAAUGCUGUAUCUGCAGUUUAUGAAAGCUGUGCAGCCCUCAUGAAGGAUGAUAGACAUACCACCUCAGGUAAUUACACCAUCGACCCAGAUGGACCAGACUUCGGGGCAGAACCAGUCUCUGUACAUUGUGACUUAGAUACAGGUACCACGGAGGUCGGCCAUGACAGUGAGAGCCGCAUCGUGGUAAGUCCUAGAUGCAAUCCACCAGGGUGUUACAAAAGGAAGAUUAACAGUUGCUAUCGGGCCACACUGGAGCAGCUCAGCGCCUUGUCCGCCGUGUCUCGCUCCUGCAAACAGUUCUUCAAGUAUGAUUGCCACCAUGCUAGUUUGGGAGCACCUGACCUGAAUAUGGCCUGGUGGAUCUCCCGUGACGGAAAGGAACGGUAUGAUUGGUAUGGCUCAACCAUCAAAAGACACACGUGCAAGUGCGGGGAAAAAGGUACAUGUGCAAACGUAACCAGCUAUCCUUCCUGUAAUUGUGACAACAACGACUAUGCUUUGCGGGAAGACUCCGGCUAUACUACCGACAAGCACACCCUGCCCGUCAUAGAGCUUGCUUUCGGAGACACUGGUGAUGACAAUGAAUAUGCACAUCACACUCUGGGGAAGUUCAUGUGCGAGGGGACGAACCACUAAUCACCAUAUUGCUCAUGUCAACUCGGUUGGGGG
Molecule: messenger RNA, 2866 nt
Organism: Branchiostoma floridae (Florida lancelet)
Lineage: Eukaryota; Metazoa; Chordata; Leptocardii; Amphioxiformes; Branchiostomatidae
Product: kelch repeat and BTB domain-containing protein 7-like
Exons: 11
Coding region: 17-2833 (938 amino acids)
Molecular function (GO): protein binding
Source: RefSeq, a predicted model, not a curated record